UUGCAGUAUUUGUUGUCUCUCUCUUCUCUCUCUCUCUGGUUUUUUCCUCUGCGAAUUUUCUCUUUUAUCCUUUCUGCUUUCGCGGUAAACAAACAGGAUAUUUCGAGCUUGACGAGAAUUGAACUGAUAAAUGUUGAGGAUCUGCAACUAGUUGAGAGAAGAAUACUUUUGGUGUUCAUAUUGUUAGACUUCAUCAAGAUUUAUUAGAAGGCAACGGAAUUUGAUUUUUCAGAUACAUUUCAGAAGAAAGUUUGACUCUUUAUUGGCUGAUUAGAGGAAACAAGCAUCGGUUUUCUUUCAUUCGCAUAUAAAAGAUCGGAAUCUUACAUGAGAACCGAUGAUUUUAGUUUUGGGAAAUGUCAACAUUCUAUUGAAAAUCUGAAAAUAGAUUCGUAUACUGGGUUUGCCUGAGGAUUUGAACAAAGCAAAGCAUGUGGUGAUUCGUGGUGUUUAUAAUGUCAAAAUCCGUGUAAUUUACUUAUCUGCCUGAGAGCAAUCAGUUUUCACUGGUUUAAAUUCAAUCGAGAUUUGGAGAUUUCUUCGCAAUUGAAGUUUCAGGUGUGCACAAGGAAAAUGGAAAAGGACUCGUCGAGAAACAGCAGCAGCAAUAAUAAUAAUAAUAAUAACAACUUACACAUCAUUAACAAUAAUACCCACAAAACCGGAGGCGGAGGCGAAGGUUUGUUAAGAACAAUUUCAGAGACCACCACAUCCACGAGACAUACGACGUCGGAUUUUGUGUUGCAGUGGGGUAAUAGGAAGAGGCUCAGGUGUAUGAAGAUCCAGGUUAAGGACGAUUCUAACGCCUCGGUUCAUCGAACCACGGUUCGAGUUGAUCGCCGGGUCGUUAGAGCCGAUAAAGACGGUUCUAAUCAGCCAAGCACAACUACCAAUAAUAAUAAUAGUAAUGGAUAUGUAAAUCUCCGCCAGCGUCCUUCCUCGCCUCCUCAGCGUAUUCUCAGGAAUUCUGAGAAUUCUACUGCCAUGAGAAGCGGGUACGGGCAGAAUAACGGUGGCGUUAGAGGGUUUACUUCACCAGACAGGGGUGCGCACGAUAAGAGAGGCACCAAUAACAACCACCACCUUAGCAGCAAUCACGAUAACAAUAAUAACAACAAUAAAUCAGGGGCGUCUUCCGAAGCAGCGCAUGAUAGCAAAAGAGGAGGGUCAUCUUCCGCUGGAAGCGGAGAGGCAGCAGCGGCACCACCUCCAGCAGUAAUAUGGCCACCAAAAUUUGUGAUUGCUUUAACAAAUAAAGAAAAAGAAGAAGAUUUCAUUGCCUUUAAAGGUUCCAAGCUUCCUCAAAGACCAAAAAAGAGAGCAAAGUUCAUCCAACGCACUCUCAAUCUUGUAAGUCCAGGGGCGUGGCUUUGUGAUCUGACACUAGAACGGUACGAGGUUAGAGAGAAGAAGAUUACUAAGAAGAGACCGAGAGGGUUGAAGGCUAUGGGCAACAUGGAGUCUGAUUCUGAGUGAAGGAAAUCCUCUGGCAAGAAAGGUUAUUAUAAUGAUGCGAGAUUGAUCACCACGAAGUUCUAUAUACAAUGACGACAAUGAUUAACGGUACCAAUUGUUUGUUGAAAUUUGGCAGAGGAUGUGAGAAAAUGUUGAUACUGUGUAAAUCAUCUCCUUUCACCACACGCUAUAAGAAUGAAAGGAUGACUUUUCAGCCA
Molecule: messenger RNA, 1673 nt
Organism: Ricinus communis (castor bean)
Lineage: Eukaryota; Viridiplantae; Streptophyta; Magnoliopsida; Malpighiales; Euphorbiaceae
Exons: 8
Coding region: 574-1476 (300 amino acids)
Source: RefSeq, a predicted model, not a curated record